AUGAGCACUCGCAGCCGGCCGCAGCGAGAAAACGGUGAUGCGGGGCGGAAAAGUCGCAUCGACGACACCUCAAAACGGUUUCAAUCUCCACCGCGGCGCUUCGACAGCGACCGCUCAGCGUCCGAAAGGCCUUGGCGGCCGAUGCCAGCCAACCAGAUCCGGGACGGGAUCAUAGAAAUAGAUCCCAUUUACGGCACGCUCUUGCAUGACAUCCUCGUGCACGCCAGUCGCAAGACACACGUGCGGCUGCGUCUACUUUCAAGGGUGUCGGAUGCGACAAUCCCUGAGAAGAAUGGAAUUUGCCUUCCGCCCGACAUGGAGCCGUAUCGUGACAGACUCCAACAAUGCGACACGAUCAUCUAUGGGCUGCCAAAUGCCGUCUUUAGCGGAAGCGGCUUCGGCAUUAACCGAGACCAAGCACGUGCCUCAUCAGCCAAAGACCUCACAGACAAGUGUGGGAAGCUCAACAUCUUCCCUAUAAGCAUGUUCGCCAUCUACGCGCAGAAUCCAGAGAUUUCGAAGAAGGAGUUGCCGUUUUUCGAGCAGUCCGUCGAAACGUUUUCAAUUAUUGCCGACGAGGUGAACAGAGGUGGUGCUUGGCCCCCAGAUAUCCUCACUGCGCCCGAUCUGGAGCCGCAAACUGUCAUCAAGUUGAGGGCAAUGCUGGAAGAAGCCGUCGUUCGAGCCGCCAAGCGAUGUGCACCACGAUCGGUUCCGUCGGAUCGAAGUGACCCAAGGACGAUGCGUUCUCGAAGGCCGGAAAGAAGCGAACGGGAGCGUUGCAAACAUUGCGGUGGUUCUGGUCAUUCCGUGAGAGAGUGUGCCAUCUACAUACAAGAAAUGGAGUUGAAAAGACGACAAGCGGACGUCUCGCAUUUUCCCGUCGAGCGACCCUACAACGGACCACUUCUGGGCGCCUUCAACCCGCCCCCAAUUAUCCAACGCCAAGUGCCAUCUCUGAUGUCCAUACCAGUGCCGCUCAUCCCGCAUAACCCAGUACAACUCAUCCACACAUCGCUGUCCGCCCCGAAAGUCUACACCGAAGAAGACGUGCUCCGGCGUGUCCGUCAAGAAUUGGACGAGAAAGAGCGAUCGUUGCAAGAAGACCUUCGCGUCAGCCAAUUGCUGGAGCAAAAGUUGCGGCUAGAAGCGAAAUUGCGUGAGGAGGCUGUUGUUCACGCCCAAAAUGAAGCGAUGAACAGGAUGACACCACUUGGCGGCGCCAUAGCGUCAUCUUCCGCUCACUACACGACUGCGCCCUUCUUGACGACGGCCCCUGCACCCGCGCCACGCUCGCAAACCAGCAAGGCAGACGUGGAUCCGUUGGCCCCGUCCGGCAAUAAGAUAAACUGGACCUCGCGUCGCGGUCCGAACGGCUACGGGCUUGGCACGGCGUUCGGUUUGCUGUGGGCUGGCCGCAAAUUCGUGAUCCCGAGCAUGGCCUGGCUCGAUCCGGCAGACCCGUUGGCCCGUGUGCCACGCGUGAUAUCCGACUGCGAAGAGGUCAUCCAAUCGCUGGAGCGCAGAAUAGAGACGCAAGCCGAUGCUGAUCAUCUUUCACAGCUGAUGGUGGCCGUGCAAGCGCUCGGCGACCAGGCGAAGAGCUUCAGCGAAGUUCGCCAGCUCGAAAUGCUGACGGAACUGCACAAGCUGCUCAAGCAGGCGCUCGACGAGCGGAAGAAGCGCGGCGGCUCGCAACGGGAGCGAGAUCGUGAACGGGAGAGGGAAAGAGAACGCGAGCGCUCGUCGUCUCGCCGACGACGCAGCCGUAGCCGCAGCAGGACGCGCCGCCGAUCUCGCUCGCGCUCUUCCGGGCGCAGUCGUUCUGGCCCCGUCCGCAUUAUGGUUGACGGCCGCGAGCUCGUCUGCAACACCGAGGACACGAUCGUGCAGACGAAUGAUCGAAUCUGGGCCCAAGACAUGCACUCGGGCACUUGGGAGGAUUGUCGCGUGAUGCAGGUACUCCCGCGACGAAGUGGCGGCUCUGGCGAGAAGCUUGUGCUCGGCAUCACGCGCACCGGCAAGCAGUGGACGAAGCUGAAGCGCGAGACGUUCCGCUCGGCCUAC
Molecule: messenger RNA, 2067 nt
Organism: Mesorhabditis spiculigera
Lineage: Eukaryota; Metazoa; Nematoda; Chromadorea; Rhabditida; Rhabditidae
Source: the annotation of a GenBank genome assembly